Messenger RNA from Adineta ricciae, 615 nucleotides. Lineage: Eukaryota; Metazoa; Rotifera; Eurotatoria; Adinetida; Adinetidae. The record is from the annotation of a GenBank genome assembly.
AUGUCAUUUUACGUAAUUAUGGAACCAUUUUUUGAAAAGGACUGUUCUUCUUUGCUAAUCUGGAAAAACAUAGGUAUUUGGAUUUAUGGUAUUAAUUAUGCGGGAAGUUUAUUUAAACCAAUAUUCAGCAGUGCACGAAUUGAAAUUUUAAUUUCAUUGCUUAUUGAAAUCGGUGAACUUUUCUGUUAUUUAUUUAUUCUUGAACGAACAGCUGGAGUCAUCGCUGUCGCUUUGACUUCCUUUGCAAUUGAAUUAUUUUGUCAUAUAAUCACAUUAUUCUUGAUUGAAACAGAAUCUACGAAGAAGGCUAUUGCUGAUAAAUUAAGCAAGUUUAUCCUUCGAUUGUUUUUUAUCGUUGGUGUAAACUUUUAUUCUCUAUUAACAUUAUUUCUCAGUCAUGAAUCUCGUUUCCGUCAAACACUUUUUGAAAUUAGUAUGAUUUUCUCAAUUUUUAUGGCUGGUAUUAAAUUAAAUUUAAAAUUGGAAGUUAAACCAGUUGAAAAACCAUUCGAUAAGAAGUCGAUAACUGAAUUAAAGAAAGACACCGAAUCUGCGUCGAUACGCCCAAAUAUUACUCUUGCUUUGGGCUUGGUUCGAUGCUGCUUGGCAUUUUAA